AUGCCUACUAGAGAUGGCGAGGACUCUGGCUUCGCAGCUUUGCCACUCCGGCUUCGCAAGCGCAUUGAUCAGAUUUUCGAUACAGCCUCCUCUUCUCAUGACGAUUCUGCUAGCGCAAGGUCCCGAAAUGAUUCUCCUGAGGAUGUGCAACCUGGAGGAUUCCUUAUGCCAGAUGAGCAGCCGGGUGGCUUUCUACUGGAUACAGACAGCCUAGGUGGCUUUACGUCCGACAAUACGGGAGCUGGGGGUCUCAUUUCGGAAGAUAUUGCUGCAGGUGGUUCCCUUCAUGAGGAGCAGAUACAGCGCAAUCAAAUCCCACUGUCUCUCAUUCCCACCGCACUGCAGCUGCUUGACCUUCCGCCUGAUGACGCAGACAUUCUCUCCGUCUUCAAAAAUGCUGCCUCUGGGUGGACAGACACUGUGCCUAGAGCGUCAAAAUCAGCCGACGCUGACUACGAGCAGUUCGUCUCUCGCAAAGAUUGGCGAGCCGUCUGUGCCGCACUAUUGGACACCGGUUUGGACUCGCCCACUGACUCCGAACAUGAAGAUGCCGCUGACACCUUAGACACCGACAACGAUGUCUCAGAAGACGAGUACAUGGCCAGCAGUCCGGAGGAUUCCGAUGAUGACAUGGGAGGAUCUGACGACGAGUAUGUUGAGGGCGGAUUCAUUCCCACCAAGACGACGACGAAGACCAAAGCUGCAGCCCAACAGACCGGCCGCAGGAGUUCUCGGAAGACCUCCAAGGCCGUGUCAUCAAUAGACUCCGAAGAAGAAGCGCUUGAUCCCCGCCGUCCUCAUCCCCUCACAGAGCGCCAGAAGCAGGAAUGCCGUCGGACGUUCAGUCUCUUCUUCCCGGAUAUCAAGGAUGCCGACUUGGAUAAACGGCGGAUCAUGAUCAAAGAUAUCACGCGUGUGGCCAAGUUGCUCAAGGAGAAGAUCACAGCGGAGGAGACCGUGGAGAUGCUGGAGGCCUUUUCGAGCUCGUCGGACAAGUCGAUGAGCCUGCCGGACUUCGAACGUAUGAUGAUUACGGCAAAGCUGGCAUGA
Postia placenta MAD-698-R-SB12 is the source of this 1050-nucleotide messenger RNA. RefSeq lists its product as hypothetical. NCBI's taxonomy places the organism in Eukaryota, Fungi, Basidiomycota, Agaricomycetes, Polyporales, Adustoporiaceae. The record is from RefSeq and is a predicted model, not a curated record. Bases 1 to 1050 code for a protein of 349 amino acids. The transcript is spliced from 3 exons.